Molecule: messenger RNA, 4737 nt
Organism: Fibroporia radiculosa
Lineage: Eukaryota; Fungi; Basidiomycota; Agaricomycetes; Polyporales; Fibroporiaceae
Exons: 30
Coding region: 1-4737 (1578 amino acids)
Biological process (GO): regulation of translational initiation by eIF2 alpha phosphorylation; DNA damage checkpoint signaling
Cellular component (GO): cytosol
Molecular function (GO): eukaryotic translation initiation factor 2alpha kinase activity; protein binding; ATP binding
Source: RefSeq, a predicted model, not a curated record
AUGGAAUCCCAAGAGGAGCGUCAACAACUAGAGAUCACUGCAUUGAAGAGCAUAUAUGACAAUGACUUUAUUGAAUGCCCCCCUCCAAAAGUUUGGAAGGGAGCACCCAGACUGCCUGAGUUUAUUAUCAAAGUUUCCCACCCUGAUCCUGAACACGCCGACAAGAUCUAUUUCCAUCUACAAACGAAAUUCCCGAAGACAUACCCCACGAUAGCAUUCCCCACGUUUACGAUCAAAGAACCUCUUCGAGGCCUGAAGACGGAGCAAAUCGCGAAGCUUACUGCGGCGAUCCAUGGUGAGGCGCAGCGCAGCAAGGGGGCCGAGAUGGUCUUCCAAAUUGUUACGUUUGCACAAGAUUGGAUUACAACCAAUGUAGUACCGCCUAUGGAGGUCACAGACUCGCUCGCAACGGAAAUGAUCAAGCGGGCCUUUGAAGCAGAGCGGGCAAAAAAACUUCGAGAGGAAGAAGAGGCGGAGCUCGAGGAGGAACGCGUCGCUCAACAGGCACAAGAGCUUGAGGAAGAAAUCCGCGCAGAUGCGUAUCGUAAACAGCUCGAGCGAGAGAGAUUCCAGCAGGCGCGCAAGAGGGCCAUAUCGGAUGCCACCGAGAUGCCUUCAUCGGAGGAUACCACGCCAACUGAAACUCUUGGACAUGAAGUAGAAUGGCGAGGCGUAUGCUUUAGCAAAGUCAAGUUGUUCCAUCCUCGACAAGAGUGUCUAGGAACGAUGUACCAAGCGGAGCCUGUAUGCGAAGAUGCGCAUGUUACUCUCCCACUAGAAUUACUCUCCAUCACGUUCCAUGCGCACUAUUAUACGACUACUCAAGGUCGGAAGAAGUUGAGACAAUUAGAGAGCGAGAUUCAGCGUCUGACGACAGUGCGACACCCAAACUUAUUGGCGAUGUUGGCUGUCAAAUUGACUACUCCAAGUUCGAGUGGAUCUCCGCAUCUAGUGAUCUUGACUGAGCAACGGCCGUCGGUGACGCUUAAGGACGUGCUUGAUGAUUGUGACUGGUUACGCGAAGGGAAAGCCACUGACUACCUAAGACAAAUUCUCUCUGCUCUGCAUGUCGUGCACACAAACGACUUCGUUCAUCGGGGUCUCUCUUUGAAGUGCAUCGGUCUUACACCGCACGAAGAAGGCGGCCUAUCUAAGGUCGUGAAGGUGUUCAAGGUGGGAUACCAUGUGCGCCUACUCGAUCUUCAUAGGUCGGACCCCUUCGGGUUCAACAUGGAUCCCAAGAUUGACGAGAUGCUCAUUGCCGAGGGCUGGCUGCCGAGCGACACUGUCGAUUCCCCGUUGGUAUACACGAAGAGCCGCGAUAUACAUGCCGCCGGAAUUGUGUUUGUGCAGAUGCUUAUGGGACGAGAUAUCACGGAUCGAUUUCCUGACGUGCAAUCCGCUCUCCGUAAUUCGUCUAUCUCACCACCGUUGCAGCAGAGAGCGACGGUUAUGCUGCUGCAAAAUAAGAAAACCCCUGUCACAUGUCUUGGUCUCUUGUUGGAUUUGCAGAAUCAUACACCUGAAGGCGUAAAUCCGCGCACGCCUGCGAUCCCCAUACCAGGCUCGGCUUAUACAAGAACUCCGGGACCGUCGCGCACCCCGGGCCCGAAGACACCGAUGUAUCAGCCAUUCAAUGGCUCACCGGAGACUGACUACUUCCGUGCACCAUCUGUGAGACCUCGACAUGCCAGUAGGUGGAAGGAGGAUUGGGAAGAACUUGAGUUACUCGGUCGCGGUGCAUUUGGUUCUGUUGUCAAAGCACGCAACAAGAUUGAUUCCAGGACAUAUGCUGUCAAGAAAGUCAGGUUGCGAGCCACGCAGAGCGAUAAUAAGAUCUUCAGGGAGGUGAACGCGUUAAGCCGUUUGAACCAUCGAUUCAUUGUGCGAUAUUAUACAACAUGGGUGGAGACUGCUGAACCAGCGUCCACCGCUGCGUCGUCCGCAUCGGAUCGUGAUACAGAGACGGAGGAUGGCAUGACCUCGGUCCCCCAGUCAAAGUCAGGCUUCGGGAUGAAGGGGGACGGAUCUGGAGAUCCGUUCAGCAUAGAUCUGGAUGACCUAGGAUCGGGCAGCAGACAUUCAUUCCCAAGCAUUCAUUUCACACGGUCGGGCUCUGCUACCAUCGAGAAAACCAGUGAAGGCACCUCGGACAGUGAUGAUGCAUUUGGUAGCUUGUUUGGGCCGAAGAGCAGUUCUAGGCCGACGACGCCGCCUCCGACGAUCUCUAGGACGUUAUACAUUCAGAUGGAAUUUGUCGAGCGUCAGACUUUGAAGGAGCGGAUUGCAGAAGGUAUAUCUGAAGAAGACGCUUGGCGCCUGUUUCAGCAGGUUGUUGAUGCUCUUGUUCACAUGUCGAGCCUUGGAAUUCUACACCGCGACAUCAAGUUGACGAAUAUCUUCAUUGAUGGCAAGGGCGAUUGCAAAGUCGGCGAUUUUGGCUUGGCAACAUCGAGUCUCGCCGCUGUCGAUCCAUCAGAUGUUACGACUACAGUAUCGAACGACGCUGAAAUGACGCUAGACGUCGGAACAAGGCUAUAUAUUGCUCCGGAGGUUCAAUCAUCAAGAGGCGGGCCUCGUAACCACACGAAGGCGGAUCUGUACAGUCUUGGUGUUGUCUUUUUUGAGAUGAAUUACAUGUUCUCCACUGGAGCUGAGCGCAUUGCUGUGCUUGAAGAUCUGCGGAAAUCAAGUAUAUUGUUCCCGCCUACCUGGGAGCCACACAGAACCAGGCAACGACAAAUCAUCACAUGGCUUCUGCAGCACAAUCCGAACGAUCGUCCAACCGCUCUGGAAUUGUCACAAAGUCCCCUACUUCCGCCACGCCUGGAGGAUGAAUAUUUCAAAGGCGCUCUCAGGAUGAUGACUAAACCAGAUUCGCCUCAUCUGCCAACUGUGCUUUCCUCUCUGUUCAAUCGGCCGGCCCGACCGGCCCGUGGAUUCUUGUACGACUCUCAAGCGGAACUACCCGAACAUGCGACGUUAAACGGCAAGGUGAUUGACCGCAUGGUGGAGAUAUUCCGCCUACAUGGGGCAGUGAACAUGGAACCGCCUUUGAUGAUGCCAAUCACGAGCCCCGACGAAGACAAGAAUCGAGCUGUUUUUCUCGACAGGCACGGUGAGGUUGUUGCGUUGCCUAAUAACAUCCUACUGCCUUUUGCUCGUCUCGCGGCGAGAGAGAACACCAGAAGAAUCAAGCGCUUCCAUAUUGGCGAUAUAUUCAAACCAGACGAUGCUGGAGGACAUCCCAAGGUCGCCAAAGUAGCAGUGUUCGAUAUCAUUACUCCCGACUUGGACUUUGGACCUAGUGCUGCGGCUGCUGAAGCUAUGGCUAUCGUCAACGACUGUCUUAACAACUUCGCAGGCCUCGGUCAGAUUUAUGAAAUCCACAUCUCACAUUCGCAGAUUCUUGAUAUAGCACUUGAUCGCGUCUCUGGCGAGCUGCGCGAAGCGGCAACCGAAAUUCUCACACAGCUCAAGUCUUCUCAACCACAAAAACGGUCCAUGUUGUUGCGCAAAGGUAUUCCUAGGAACACCGUCGACGAAUUGGAGGCUUUAUCUGAUGCGGAUGAAAACAUCGAUGCCCUUCUGGGGAGGAUUGAGAAAGCUGCACCGGGGCUAUUACCCAUGAUUAGUCCCUACAUCAAGGACAUACAACAGACAAUUCGGUUUGCCAGUGCGCUAGGCGUUACGCGGCCGAUCUCGUUCGAUCCGCUCAUGAUGAACAGCCGUAACCCAUCCUUCAAAGACGGCGUCUGUUUCACAGUUGUUCGUCGUACGAAACGAUCUGACAUACUUGCAGCUGGUGGCCGAUAUGAUCAUGUCAUCUCUCGUUUGUCUCCUCCCAAGCCAAAGUCGGAAGGGAUAUGUGCCGUUGGUGUGCAAAUUUCAUUGGACAAGAUUACUUUCGCACUCGCAGCAUUCCAGAGCGCGUCAGUGAAGACGCUUUUGAAAGAGCAGCGUUCUUUUGGGUACUGGAGUCCCCGUCGAUGCGAUGUGUAUGUCGUGUCUAAUCAGCCUGGUCUCUUGGCCGAUCGACUCGAAGUCGCAAGCAUGCUCUGGCACCACAACAUCAGCGCUGAUGUCAUGUACGAGGCCAACUUCCAGUCCGAUCAUGAGACCAUUGUCGACGUAUGUCAUCGGGAAGGGAUCCUGUUCAUUGUCUAUCCGAGACCGAGGUCGGCGCGGCGUGACCUACCUGCUUUCAAGGUGAAGAGCGUUAUCAGGGGCACGGAUUAUGAUGUUUCCCGACAAGAGUUGGUCCCUUCUCUGCAAAACUUACUUCUGGAGCAGAAGCGAAUAGAUUCUUCAAUAUCCGGCGUGCCUGCUAUUGCUGAAGGCCCCCAGAAUCUAUAUAUCGCCAAGGAAGCUACAACCAGUUCUGAUGUGCAGCUGGUACUACCCAGUGAUGCGAAGAAACAGCGCAAGUCAGUGAAGCAAAUACUCCUGGAUAGAGCAUUUGAGGCGGCAGUUCAAGUCAAGAAUGCUGCAGUCUCGGGAAUGCCGACGCUGGCGAUCGAUCUUCCCCUCCAAGUAUUCGAGGAUAUGACCAAGAAUACAACCUGGGUCUUGGAUGAGGAUGCCUGGAGAAAUUUGCUUUCAAGUACACCAUCUCAGCAUACUGCGUAUGUUACGCAAAUCCGGGAGGCUAUUCUACGUCGGAAAGCGGAUGGUCAUCGAUUCGUUAUCCUCUUUGUACUUCGUGAGGAGCGCGUAUCUCUUCUCAAAUUGUCAUGA